CCUGCCACAGCCAACUCGACAUACCUGUUGAAUUCAGACGGUGAUGGUGAUUGUAACAAACAACAGUCUCCAUCUGCGUGAAAAACAAGCAUUUUCGUGGAAAUUGUGGCUUUGGUGGCGGUGUUUCCGGGGAAAUUGUGAUGUUUGACGUGAUUUAGUUGUGAUUUUCACGGAUUUCCGGGCUUGUGUCCCUGUGCCAUAAAAUGCAUCACUCUGUCUAAAAUGGCCCUCAAACUCCGCAAAGACAUCAAAAAAUCCUCCUACUACGUGUGGUUCCUCGGCGCGAAGGAAUCCAAGGGUCUCCGAGGCUCCGAAUACGCCCUUCCGGUCAUCAAACACCUCGAAGAGCGCGAAAAGGACGUCGAGCCCUUCAAGGUCACUCUUCAAGUCUCCCACAAGGGCCUCAAAAUCAUCCAAAAUGUCGUCUCGCAAAAGGGCUCAAAACCCAAAAACGAAACAAUCAAACAUUUUAUUCCUCACAACACAAUUACUUGUGUUUAUCAACACGAAGAUGUGAUUGCGUGCAUUUUGCUCUUGUUUAAUCCUGUCACAAAGUGUCCUUUACAUGUUCAUGCGUAUAGAUGUGACAGUUUGGAGACGGCAACGUUGCUGAAACAGCAAUUACAGACGCUUAUUGAAAGGCCUGAAAAUCAGAAGAAGUUUGCGGAGAUUGAGAGUCGCCUGAAAGGGGGGAAGGAGGGGAAGAAGGUGGAGUCGUCAGUGGGGAGCGACACGGGGACGAGCACGAGGGAGAGCGAGUCCAGCGAAGAAAGAUUCGCUGUUGAACCAACUCGCGUGACCACCCUGUACGACUCAGUGGCGGCGGAAUUGCGCGAAAAACUCGCCAAAAACAACGUCCCAAUCCUGCUCCCCCCACGCGACUACGACACUGUCCACCGCCAAAAGGGCAAUCUGACGGGAAUUGAACUCCGCCGCUGUCUCAACGCCAACAUCGUCGGCCAAAACGCCAAAGGGCGAAGACUGGAAAGCAGUGGCGGCAGCUCAGGGAUCGGCUCCGAUCACCCCCCAAGCCCCGACUCGCCCGACGCCCCUGACACCAGAUUCAACACUUUGGACAACCAAAGCACGAGCGACGAAGACUGGAACGGUGACCCGGCCGACUCCACCCUCUACCUGAUGCCCGCCCCGCCCCAAGUGACAUUGCCCCGCCCCAAUCGUGAAAAAUCCCCCGAACUGCCACGUUAUUACAACCAAUCAAAACCAAGUACCCGCGACAUUGCUAAAUAUCUCGAAAAACCAAUUUCAAAAUAUCUAGAACGUCAAAAACACUCCUACGAAACAAAAGAAAAACCAAUGAAAUACUUCGACGAUGAUGGUUUUGAUGAAAAUUUACGUUACAGGAACCGCCCCCGGUACGAAUUCACGUAUCAGGAACCGCCUGUUCCCAAAGCGCGUCAGAGAUACCCAUCGGAUGACUCUCGUUAUUACUCCGCCCAACGAAGCCCCUCCCCUGUGGAAACCUCCCCACGUGACCGAUUUAAAGACGCCAAAGAGAAGUUUCUGUCAAUGGAAAAGGAGCGUUUGAGUCACGAACCGCCCAUUUCGCCAAUCAAACGCCAUGAAAGUAUGAUGUACGCCCCUAAACCCGCCCCUCGACACGUCUCCGAUCGAGAUGUGCCGUUAGGGCGGUACCGAAAUGACAAAUACGAUCCGAAAAGGAGGUCCAUGUUUAGUUUGAUUGAGGAGGAGCAUCGGAAAAACUCCAAUGAAAUCGCGAGGGAGUUGAAGAGGCGGAGCUACAUGGAUGAUGACGUCAGAGAUACGGAUUAUAAUUUGUCGAAAAGUACAGUCGAGUUGGAUCAAGUGGGAGAGGGGAUGUAUAAGAAGGGGGGGUAUAGACAUAGUUAUGCCGAACCUAAAUUAAGGGUGGAAAAGGGGGGGAAGAAACAUUUCGAAAUGUUACACAGGACCAAUAGCGUGACGAAUAAUGGAAGGGUGGGGAUUGCAAGUGUGCAUCCAUAUUAAAUGCUCAUUGUGUAUAUAGGGGACAUUAGUUAAGUCGUCUAGUGUAUAUUUAUUUCUCUUGAUGUGCCUUUUUAAGAGGAGGAGCCAUUUAGGAACUUUUGGUUUCCUCACUAACAAACUAAUUAAUGGUUUUUUAUUUAGUUAUUUAUCUUUUUAUAUAAUUUAUGUAUUUCUGGUUUUGUAUAUUAUAUCAGAUGUCUAUUUAAACGCAAAUUCUAUUUUAAUAAAUGAUUUUUUUACAA
Molecule: messenger RNA, 2228 nt
Organism: Tribolium madens (black flour beetle)
Lineage: Eukaryota; Metazoa; Arthropoda; Insecta; Coleoptera; Tenebrionidae
Exons: 5
Coding region: 223-1986 (587 amino acids)
Source: RefSeq, a predicted model, not a curated record